Molecule: messenger RNA, 1085 nt
Organism: Aureobasidium pullulans EXF-150
Lineage: Eukaryota; Fungi; Ascomycota; Dothideomycetes; Dothideales; Saccotheciaceae
Exons: 2
Coding region: 48-773 (241 amino acids)
Biological process (GO): proteasome regulatory particle assembly
Cellular component (GO): cytoplasm; nucleus
Molecular function (GO): protein binding
Source: RefSeq, a predicted model, not a curated record
CAAGGCAAACAAACUUUCAUCAUCUCUCACAACUCGCAACAAUUUCAAUGGGCCUCAGAAUGGACAAUAUACAUGCGCCGACCGUGGCGUCAGGCCCCAACAGCACACAGACAAAUGGCGACGGAAGGGAGAAGUUGUCGCUGCCAGAGCUCAUCGCUCAGAAGGAUCGCGUAUGGAGCGAGUUGUCGGCGCUGGGCUCCGUUUUGGACAGUCAUGGAGUCAACAUGAGCACCCCUCUGACCACCUUUGAUGGCUACCCUCGCCCCGAUCUCGACAUUGCCCAAAUUCGCACCACUCGCGCCCGCAUCAUUCCCUUGAAGAACGACUACAAAGAGUUGAUGGCGCGUAUCGAGAAGGCCAUGCACGAACACUGGGAGAACGCUGCUGCAGCACCACCUCAACCCCCAGCACCCGCGGCAGUCUCAACAUCACAACCCGCAGCCCAAACAGCUGAAGCCACACGAAACUCACGUGUCGCAUUGGAAGCACCUUUCGCCAAAGUCAACAGCGUGGUCGCUUCGUCCCCAGCAGCCACAGCAGGUCUCAAGCCCGGCGACAAGAUUACAAGAUUUGGGGAUGUGGAUUGGAUGAAUCAUGACAAGUUGAGCAAGGUGGCACAGACGGUGCAGCAGAAUGAGGGUGUGGCUAUUACGGUCAAGAUUAUUAGACCUGCUGCGACCGGUGCUGCUGAGCAGAGGUUGGAGGUGCAACUCACGCCACGACACAAUUGGGGUGGCAGAGGAAUGUUGGGCUGUCAUCUGUUGCCUCUGUGAGGGCAGAAAGCCAACAAGGCUGCGGCCUAAAGAAAACACAAGCUGCGAGACUGCGAGAAUGAUACCCAAAGUGCGACAAGACGACGAGAUUAUAUGGAGAUGAGACAGCUGCUAGCAAGAGACAUGCGGCAGCGACAGCGACAGCAUAUAGGCGGAAAGACAGUAAGGCAGUGAGAGCUGCAACCUAUGACAGCAUUCACGGCUUUCUUGCCGGUCUUGGAAGGAUGGUAUACUCCGGCUGGCAUAAAUCCAGCAUUACAGCCUAAUGCUUAGAAAUCAAGACAUGGAUACUUUUUCAAGACAGGGUUGAGG